GCAUUCCCUUUAUUCACGCCGCAUUCACUCCCAACACUUUCUCCCCUGUUGUGUUGCCUUGCUCCAAAGUCCAACCAGACAAACGCCUCUGACACACUUCACUUCACCUGCACCAUUUCUUCCCUCAUCUCCCAUUUUUCAAUUCGAGUCCUCCCUUGGCUGCCUCUGUAGCCUGCACGACUUAGAGAGAUGUCUGAGCUGUGCUUGUCUAGACCGUCCAGGACUCACCUCUCUAGUCUCCUCCUAUCCAACUUCUUCCUCUUUUGUUCUUUCAUCGCCUCCCACCCUCUCUACUUCACUUACCUCAUCUUCUUCUCACCCUACCUUCUUAAGCUCCUCUCCUUUCUUUCCCCUCUCUUCAUUACCACCUCCCUCCUGCUCCUUGCCCUCCUCACAGCCUCUCCUUGUCUCAUAGUAAGUGGCAGCUUCUCCAAGGAAUCAUCCGAUUCCCAUGCCGAAAGCAAGGGGAGUUUCCUGACUGCUGCAUAUCAUGCAGUUGUAGAAAGGCUGAGGUCCAAAAUUGAUGAUCACAAUGAGGAGGAACUUCUUUGUCUGGAGGACUUUGAGGUGUUCAAGAUUGUGUUUGGCAAUCCCACGACCCAGGAUGAUAAAGAAAGCCAAGUUGAAGGCUUUGAUGCGGAAGUACUAGUUGAGGAUACUUCUCUUAAAGCUUCAAAUGCUCCGGUUAUUGCUGCAUGUGUUGGACAUCAAGAUUUCGGCGUAACCUCAAACGAAGCAUUAAUGGCAAGUAAAUUGGAAUCAGAGUCAGAGGCCUUUGUUGAAUCGGAAAGUACCUGUGAUGCAAUGGAGUGCUUCCUGCAAGAAGUAGAUGAGUCUGAGAACGUGAAAGUGAAUGCAACUGUGGAAAAGAAGAAAAUCGAGCCACCCUGCACGGUGGCCAAUAAAGCAGUUGACAAUCAUGGAGAAAAGUCACCAAUGAGAAAUGGAUCCGAGGCAGCAGGUAAUAAAAUAAGACACGCUACUACUAAUACUACUAAUUCAGCUGAGGUUGGUAAAGGCAACGGGAUCAUGGAGUCCAAGUCAAAGCUACUAAAAGCGCAUUCUCAUAGUGUUGGCGCCAGUGCUGAUUACACUAACGACAAGUGUAUCUGGAAAAUACAGAAGAGUUCUCCAUCCCUGGAUUACAAUCUUGGGGGCUAUGGAUCAAUGAGGAAGGGGAAGGAUUGGAAAAGGACAUUGGCGUGCAAGCUUUUCGAGGAGAGAAACAAUGCGGAUGAAGGUGAAGGGAUGGAUUUAUUGUGGGAGACGUACGAGGUGGAAUCGACUAAGAGCAAGGCAAAGAGCAAGAGCAAGAAGAAGAGUCACAAGAAGAAAAAUGAAAGCAAGCAUCGUGAAUGCGAAGAUAUGAGCUGCGAUGGGCACGAUGAGGAGGAGGAGGAGUCAGAGGGGCAGUUUUGUUGCUUGCAAGCCCUUAAGUUGUCAGCAGGAAGGGUGAAUUUGGGAAUGGCAAGGCCUAAUCUUGUUAAGAUCUCUAAAGCCAUUAAAGGAAUUGGGUGGCUGCAUAAUCUGAGCAGGCAUAGCAAGAAGGUGCACAGUGGAGACAGAUUCUAAUUUACUUCAUACACUGACACUAGUCGUUAAUUGGUGGUAGCAGCGAGAUUGUACUACUAUUUAGUUUCUUUGAAUAUUUAUUUCUUGCUAGUAUAUAAUAUAGUUUGUAUCUUUUAGCGCCCAUGCCAAUUGUUAAUAAGAAAAUCUUGUGCUCUAUAAUUUCUUCAAGUUAUGGAUGAAAAAGCAGCAGAU
Molecule: messenger RNA, 1764 nt
Organism: Coffea eugenioides
Lineage: Eukaryota; Viridiplantae; Streptophyta; Magnoliopsida; Gentianales; Rubiaceae
Exons: 1
Coding region: 190-1572 (460 amino acids)
Source: RefSeq, a predicted model, not a curated record